Molecule: messenger RNA, 3507 nt
Organism: Aspergillus wentii DTO 134E9
Lineage: Eukaryota; Fungi; Ascomycota; Eurotiomycetes; Eurotiales; Aspergillaceae
Product: WD40 repeat domain-containing protein
Exons: 5
Coding region: 362-3061 (899 amino acids)
Molecular function (GO): protein binding
Source: RefSeq, a predicted model, not a curated record
UGUCAAGAACAAUCUGGAUAGUGAAACUGAUCUAUACUAUUAGUAGUAGGUGUCUCAAGCUGCUUAUACCAGCUAAGACAAAAUUUGCCCUGGAGCAUUCCCAUGCAAGACCAUCCAGACUGAUAUAAAAUCAAACCGUCUCAUUGUUUGCUCAUUAUUGUUCAUGGUCAUGUUUUUUCUGGUGGACAAUAAUUCCACCUUGACAUCAUCCAUCGCGAUAAGCAUCAUCCGAAUCCUGCCGCAUUUCUCCUCUCCCCGCCCUUCCCUUUCUCCCUUCUUCUAACCACCUCCAUCCCGGUCACUUUCUGGACCCUUCAAUCCUCCAUCUUCUCCCUUUACUUCCACAUGCGCCCGCCUCAGCAUGGCGGAGGGUUCCAGAGCACCCACGGAGACUGAAGCCGUACCGCGUUCUUCAAUGUCCCCCGCGUUACCUGCGAUCGUCACCACCACCUCCAACAACAGCACCGCCAGCAAACCAACUCCCAUCCGGACAUCGCAGUCCUAUCCCAUCGGUUCUGCCCCGUCGGAUGUCGCUUCAGGAUCCAGUGGGAAUAAUACACAGCAGCAGGAUGCACGCAGGAAUGCUCAAUCGGUGCAUAAUAAUACCAAUAAUGCCUUGUCGCCGACUGGGUUGGAUGCGAGUGCCGAGUCUAGCGCAAUCGAUCCAUUGUCUCAACAUAUUAUCAAGCGCACGAAUACCCAAAAGUCGAUUCCGCUGAGGCUACUGGGGAAGGCGUCUUACGAGGCGGAAGCUGGCGGGCCAGACAGUCAUAGCCUGAGCGAACAGAGUCCAUCCCGGGGUGAUGCAGUGCCACAUCAGAAACCGAAGCCCCCGAAAGAGAAGAAAAAAGCCGUCUCGUUUCUCAGCCGCAUAAUCGGGAAGAAAAAGGAUCAGCUGUCCGACUCAGAAGACGAUGUUUCGGAACCCGAAUCGAACCGCAUGGAUGCCGACGCUGCGCAGCGGAUAGGAUUUACUCCUCGAAUUCCCCCUCCACCGAAAUACCUCAGAGUCAAGGCGCAAUACAAAAAAGAGAAGACAUUCAACCGGGUGUUCGUGGCGCAGGAGCUGGAUGGUGCAGACGAGCCGUCGAUUCCGUUGGACAAAGGCGCGACGGUCCCGACCACUGGCGUGCGAAGUGAAACGGCUACUGGGAAGGCAGUAUGGGCAUUAGUGUUCUCAAAUGAUGGGAAAUAUCUAGCAGUCGCAGGGCAGGACAGGAAGGUCCGUGUCUGGGCUGUUAUCGACUCGGCAGAAGAGCGGGAGGCAGCGGAGCUGAGGGGAGAAGGAGGCCAAAACGACGGACCGCCCCGGUUGAAAGCGCCAGUGUUCAAGUCAAAGCCGGUGCAGGUGUACGAGGGUCAUACCGGGAGUAUAUUGGAUCUGAGUUGGAGCAAAAACAACUUCCUUUUAUCCUCGUCUAUGGAUCGGACUGUUCGCUUAUGGCACGUGUCUCGGGCAGAAUGUCUCUGUUGCUUCCAACACAGCGAUUUCGUCACUUCGAUUCAGUUCCAUCCUCGUGAUGACCGGUUCUUCCUUGCAGGAUCGCUUGAUACCAAGCUGCGACUUUGGAGUAUUCCCGAUAAGAGCGUGGCUUUUGUCGCAACGGUGCCAGAUAUGAUUACAUCGGUUGCGUUCACUCCCGAUGGUCGACACUCGAUUGCUGGAUGCCUCAACGGAAUGUGCAACAUCUACGAGACAGAUGGGCUGAAGGCUAUUGCGCAGAUCCACGUCCGUUCAGCGCGCGGUCGUAACGCCAAGGGCAGUAAGAUUACAGGCAUUGAUACUAUCGCCCUGCCGGCCAACAAUGAUUUGAACGCCGAGGUCAAGCUUUUGAUUACCAGCAAUGAUUCUCGCAUUCGGAUUUACAACUUCAGAGACCGGACGUUGGAGGCCAAGUUCCGUGGGAAUGAGAACACGUGCAGUCAAAUCCGUGCUUCGUUUAGCGACGAUGGCAAGCAUGUCAUCUGUGGGAGCGAGGACCGCAAAGCAUAUAUCUGGCCCACUGGCCCCGUGGAGAAAGAUGCGGACAAACGUGCAGUGGAGAUCUUCGAUACGCAGACUGCCAUGGUAACAGCGGCAAUUAUGGCACCUACAAAGACGAAGCAGGUCCUGGGCUUUUCGGAGGAUCCAAUCUAUGAUCUCUGCAAUCCGCCUCCAGUGACACUAGUUAGUCAAGCGGAGCCUGCAUCUAAAGAUCGCAAUCGCAACUCCGGUGCCAGCAAACUGGCACAAGAAUCACCGGCUUAUCUGUCUCGAUCCACGCACCCAGAUGGCAACAUAAUCAUCGUUGCCGACUAUUCCGGCAAGAUCAAGGUUCUCCGACAGGACUGUGCGUAUCAAAGACGACGCACUGACAGCUGGGAUACGCACUCCACGCUUUCUAGAAAAAUUCUGCGGCGCUCCAACUCGGCUCGCCUCAGCAUCGCCUCUUCCAUUGGAAAGGACUCGGCGCAUAAGACUCCGUCGGAGCGCAUCAUUUCCUGGCGCAAUGCCGUCAUCAAACAUGAUACCAACCGUGCAGACUCCCGACAAGGAACCAGAACCCGAAGUCCGUCGCCGCACAAACUCUCUCGCUACUCGAGCCCCAGACGUGUGACAGACUCCCCUGCGUUGACCGUUUCCCCGCCGCAUUCCGACAACAAAUCCUCCAUGGAUAGUGCUCAGUCCAGUGCUGAAACUUCGGGCGGUACUCAGGCGGUAGAUUCACGGCCGCUUCCACGUUCUGCGGCGGCAGUAGUCAAAAGUGGCAAGGAGAAAGAUAAUCCUCUGUGGUUACAAGGCGAUCAAAGCUAUGCAUAUUGGAACAAGAUCACCCACGAUGCGCUGGCGUCCCAGCAAAGACAGUCCAAGCUACUGAGUCCGCAUCGCGCCUCAGCACACGACCGACAUAUGAGCGUAGGAAGUGCCUUGAGCAGUGACUACGCUUCAUCCGCCGGCGAGGCAGACGACGGGGAAGUUCUCAAAUGCGAAAACUGCGGGGGGACGAACUUCCGCGCGACCAAGGGGAGAAACAGCAAACAGAGAUUGGUCUGCGUGCGGUGUCACCGACCUAUCAGUUGAUAUUGGUUCUUUUUGGCUUUUUCCUUUUAUGAUUCUCACGAUUUUUCUUCAUUUGGCAUGGGCAUCUUGAUGGUGUUCUAACUAUGUUUAUGUACUAUGUAGCAUUUUGUAAUUAGGUCUUUGUAUAGUAUGAGAAGACGAUGUAUGUGAUGUAUGGCAUGCAAUAUGACUUUGUUUUAUUUCUGAAAAUAUAGUUCAUCAUAGUUGACGUGCUCUGCUCAUAUCAUAGUCUUAUCAUUCCUACCGCCAAGCCUGACUUUCUGCCCUCCGACUCCACGCUGUCCGCACCUCCACAGCUUCAUCCAGAACACCUCACUCUCUCACCUUACUGAACCUCACCCUCCAGACUCACAGAAGAACAAAAAACUACACCCGAAAAUGCCUUACCUCCCCACAUCCCAGGAAUACCUGGAACAAUCCUGCCUAUUGCUAGAAGCAUACCCGGA